AUGUUACCUACCAUACCUACCACCAUUCUCAUCGGCCUCGCGUGCAGCUCUCUGGUCAGAGCAUCUACUGCAAACCUCAAUGUAUCAACUACCACUUUGACUCAGCUGGGAUGUGAUACAAUGUGUCAGACUUACUUCGAAGCCGGGUUGGCCGCCGAUGUCGAGAUGUUCGGUACGAGCUUCGAUUCCGAUUUCUACAGCACCGAAAGCAACUUCACAGCCGAAACACUUAACGUGAGCACCGGAAUGACCGCCUACCGCUUCCAAUAUACUACACGGGACUUGCACGACACCCUCAUUCCCUUUCCCGUGGUCGCCUAUGCGCACGGCACCAUUGGAGUCUUCACCGGCUAUCCUCCCACCACCACCACCACCACAGAUCUCUACGACUACCACAGCUGGAGUCUCCUGAUUGAGGACGGGUACGCAGUCGGCGCGCCAGACUACGCGGGUCUCGGAAACAAUGCCACCCUCCACGAAUACCUCUCGUUCCCUGCCCACGCCAACGACCUCUACUACGCCAUGGUCGCCGCGCGCAAGGCGUUACCCCAUACCUUCACCUCAGAAUGGAUGAGCGUGGGCCACAGCCAGGGAGGCGGUGCUGUUUGGAAGCCUUCAAAGAGUGAGCUAGUCAAAACCCACGGCGCGGGAGAAUACCUGGGUACCGUGGUUUUAGCACCCGCCAGCAGGAUCUACGACAUGACAGUGCUCACGGCUGAGACCAUUCUGACAGGCAGCGGCUUUGCAAGCUACGAUGCCACCUACGAAGCCCUCUGGCUGCCGCUCGCGCUCAAGCGCGUCAUCCCCGGGAUCGACCUCUCCUUCUUCUCCGACACCUUCCUCCAGCGCAACGCAACGGCCCCGGCUAAUGGGGGUGCUGCGGAUACACCGAAGCUCAUCGUUCAGGGACUAGAGGAAACCGCCGUCCUUCGGGAGAUUACCGUCCGGUCGUUCAACGCGAGCUGUCUUUCGGGGAAUAAGGUGCAUAUGAGCCUCGUGGCGGGCAUGGACCAUACCGAUGUCUUCACGGCGAGUUCUCCUGGGUGGCUGGGGUUCAUUCGGAAUCGCUUCGCGCGGAAGUCGACCAGUGGCAGGUGCAGUGUGAUCCAGCGUGCACCCUCUGACAGGGCUAAUUUGGUGACGGAGGUUGAGUCAAGUGAAGUCACCAAGUCUCUGAUGUAAUUGAUUACCGGGUCAAUGCCCGGUACAUGCCGGCUUUCAUGAAUAGGCACCAGCUUUGAUUCGAAGUGAGACCAGAGAACUAGAUAUUCGGACUGGC
Messenger RNA from Aspergillus uvarum CBS 121591, 1279 nucleotides. RefSeq lists its product as uncharacterized. The transcript is spliced from 4 exons. The record is from RefSeq and is a predicted model, not a curated record. Gene Ontology annotation, molecular function: triacylglycerol lipase activity. Lineage: Eukaryota; Fungi; Ascomycota; Eurotiomycetes; Eurotiales; Aspergillaceae. Gene Ontology annotation, biological process: lipid catabolic process. The coding region runs from base 1 to 1182 and encodes 393 amino acids.